AUGCCCAGUUCCGACGCUCUAGCCGAAAACAUGAAGCGGUGGCCAGAACUGUUUUCUCAAUCCAAAUCAUCGGCUUUCAAGAUCUUCCUAAGACGCUUCAAGAUGCUGCUAUGGUGGUGCGGUUCCUUGGUCUACGUACAAGAUGACACAGCAGACUGGGAAAAAGAAUCGGCUGUCAUGGCCGACAUCUACUCAGGAUCAUACAUUAACAUUGCUGCAUCCAACGCUUCACAUUGCGGAGCAGGCUUCCUAGGACCACGGAAGAUGCCAAUGACUGAACGUAUUGAAAUCCACGAUAGCGAAGGUGAUCUAGAAGUAUAUCUCGUCGCUCAACAGACCCGCAACUACGCACUACCAAGCGAUCCCCUCGAAACACGAGCCUGGGUCCUCCAAGAACAACUCCUACCAUCCCGCUCCCUUCAUUUCGGCAGCGCCAACAUGUUCUGGCGCUGUCCCGACGGCAUCUCGCAUGAAGAGCAAAGGCGAGGCUGGACACACCUCUACACCCUCGACGCCGUAGUCUACAGCAUCAACCUCCCCAUCGGUGCCGCCAUCGGCCUAGACGCAUGGUUCCAACUUGUCCGCGACUACACCGCCCGCGGGAUAACAUACCCCAAAGACAAAUUCCCUGCCAUAUCAGGCGUCAUGACAGUCUUGCAGCGUAUGACUGGCGACGUCUGCGCUGCGGGACUGUGGAAGCGGAAUUUCGCCAAGUGGCUCCUCUGUAUGCGCACCACAAAAGAGCAGCCACUGCACCAGCUACAACGGGUCAGCCUACCAGAUCUGAGCCAGCUCCGUACUAUCGGCAGAGCUACAUACGCCAUCGGUCUGGAUGCCCUCAAAGACGAACAUAAGAACGCGAAACAAUUCGCUCAGAACUGGAAUCCAACAAGCUUUCCCAAACCGAAAGACUGGACAAACGACGAUUUUCGCUCAGCGAUACAGCACUGGAAUUUUGAUCGCAAUAAGAAGAACACACCUGAAGCUAUUGAUGAAGCAGAAGCGGCACUGCGUAAACGCGGUGCUCUCUCGCCGACACAAGAUGUCCUCGACUUCAUCACCGACCGUGCAACUCGCAAACGUGCUCUCACGUACCACGCUUUCGAAGACCAGGUCCGCAACCAGCCAAAUCAUCUAUUUCUUAUCUUCGAAGGCAAAACCUGGUCAUACAAGGAGUUCUUUGAUGCAUUCACCAGGGUGGGGAAUUGGUUGAUAGAGGACCUGGGCAUACAAGCUGAUGAGGUGGUUGCUGUGGAUGGCGGGAACAGCCCGGAGUAUCUGAUGCUCUGGUUUGCUCUCGAUGGGAUUGGAGCUGUUCCGAGCUUCGUCAACUGGAACCUCACUGGGACAGGAUUGGUGCAUUGCGCAAGGCUAUGCAACUGCAGAUUCCUCAUCGCAGACGCCGAUGUCAAGAGCAAUGUCGAGCCAUGCCGUACGGAUCUCGAGGAGACCGGCAUUAAGAUCCAGUACUACAAUCCCUCGUUCUUCGCGUCGCUACCGAACCCGACUCUUAUACCAGACUCGCGUCGCGAACACAUUACUGUAGAGUCCCUCCGCUCGCUGCUGUAUACUUCCGGAACGACCGGACUGCCUAAAGGUGUGACUUUGAGCACUGGUCGCGAGCUCUUGACUGGCUACAGCGCCGCCAAAUAUCUCGAACUGAACCCGGCAUCUAGAAUGUACACAUGCAUGCCUCUCUAUCACGGGGCUGCGCAUGGCCUUUGCGUUACACCGAUGGUUCAUGCUGGCGGUACAGUCGUAUUGAGCCGGAGGUUUUCGCACAAGACCUUCUGGCCUGAAGUCGCAGCUUCAGAUGCGGAUAUCAUUCAGUAUGUCGGCGAGCUCUGCAGGUAUCUACUCAACGGCCCGACGAAUGCAUUCGAGCGGAAACACAAAGUAAAGAUGGCAUGGGGCAACGGCAUGCGCCCUGACGUAUGGGAACCCUUUCGCGAGCGUUUCAACAUACCCAUUAUCAACGAAUUAUACGCGGCUACCGAUGGAUUAGGGGCGACAUUCAAUCGUAACGCUGGUCCCUUCACGGCGAAUAGCAUUGGUCUCCGAGGGCUGAUCUGGAAUUGGCGGUUCGGCGACCAGGAAGUGAGGGUGAAGAUGGAUGUUGAUACGGAAGAGAUCAUGAGAGAUGCAAACGGCUUUGCAAUCAGAUGUGGAGUGAACGAGCCGGGCCAAGUGCUGCAUAGAUUAACACCGGAGACGGUGGCUACUUCGCCAGGCUACUACAAGAACGAAGGCGCCACAGAGAGUAGGAGAAUUAGGGAUGUGUUCGAGAAGGGCGAUAUAUGGUUCAAGUCCGGCGACAUGAUGCGACAAGAUGCCGACGGCCGCGUCUUCUUCGUCGACCGUCUAGGUGAUACAUUCCGUUGGAAGUCAGAAAACGUAUCGACAAACGAAGUAGCCGACAUGCUCGGAAAGUUCCCACAGAUCGCUGAAACGAACGCAUACGGCGUCCUUGUGCCUGGCUACGACGGCCGAGCGGGGACUGCAUCUAUCGUUAUGGCAGAUGGAGUCACAGAGUCAACAUUCGACUUCGCAGCUCUGGCAAAGCACGCGAAAGCGGUCUUACCGAGUUAUGCAGUGCCGCUGUUUCUAAGAGUGACGCCUGCAUUAGAGUAUACGGGUACUUUAAAGAUUCAAAAGGGUAGGUUGAAGAAGGAGGGUGUUGAUCCGGAUAAGAUCACUGGAGAGGAUAGGCUGUACUGGCUACCGGAGGGUAGUGAUCGGUAUCUCCCAUUCACGAAGAAGGAUUGGGAGGCUGUAGUAGAGAAGAGGGUACGAUUGUCAUAG
Molecule: messenger RNA, 2802 nt
Organism: Alternaria conjuncta
Lineage: Eukaryota; Fungi; Ascomycota; Dothideomycetes; Pleosporales; Pleosporaceae
Gene: FAT1
Product: long-chain fatty acid transporter fat1
Exons: 9
Coding region: 1-2802 (933 amino acids)
Molecular function (GO): long-chain fatty acid transmembrane transporter activity; long-chain fatty acid-CoA ligase activity
Source: RefSeq, a predicted model, not a curated record